CUCUCUUUCUUGGCAGACAGCGGCAGCGGCCGGAGCGGCGCCGGGGCGGCCAUGGCGGACUAUUCCACGGUGCCCCCUCCUGCCGCGGGCGCGCCUGGGGGAGGCGGCGGCGGGGCUGGAGGAGUGAACGAUGCAUUUAAAGACGCGCUGCAGAGGGCUAGGCAGAUUGCAGCGAAAAUUGGAGGCGAUGCUGGCACAGCAAUGAAUUCAAACGACUACGGUUAUGGAGGGCAGAAAAGACCCCUUGAGGAUGGAGAUCAACCAGAUGCUAAGAAAGUUGCUCCCCAGAACGACUCUUUUGGAAAUCAGCUACCACCGAUGCAUCAGCAGCAAAGGUCUGUGAUGACAGAGGAGUACAAAGUUCCAGAUGGGAUGGUUGGAUUCAUAAUUGGCAGAGGUGGAGAGCAGAUCUCACGCAUACAGCAAGAGUCUGGCUGUAAAAUACAGAUUGCACCUGAUAGUGGAGGCUUGCCUGAAAGAUCAUGUAUGCUAACUGGAACACCAGAGUCUGUUCAGUCAGCAAAAAGAUUACUUGAUCAGAUAGUUGAAAAGGGAAGACCUGCACCUGGAUUUCAUCAUGGUGAUGGACCUGGAAAUGCAGUCCAAGAAAUUAUGAUCCCAGCAAGUAAAGCAGGAUUAGUUAUUGGGAAAGGUGGAGAGACAAUUAAACAAUUACAGGAGCGGGCAGGUGUCAAAAUGGUCAUGAUUCAGGAUGGUCCACAGAACACUGGUGCAGACAAGCCCCUUAGGAUAACUGGAGACCCUUACAAAGUUCAGCAAGCCAAGGAAAUGGUGCUGGAGUUAAUUCGCGAUCAAGGUGGCUUUAGAGAGGUGCGCAACGAAUAUGGGUCAAGAAUAGGAGGAAAUGAAGGGAUAGACGUUCCAAUACCACGAUUUGCUGUAGGUAUUGUAAUUGGAAGAAAUGGAGAGAUGAUUAAAAAGAUCCAGAAUGAUGCUGGUGUUAGGAUCCAGUUUAAGCCAGAUGAUGGAACAACUCCAGAUAGAAUAGCCCAGAUCACAGGGCCUCCUGACAGAUGUCAGCAUGCUGCAGAAAUUAUUACAGAUCUCCUUCGCAGUGUUCAGGCUGGUAACCCUGGUGGACCAGGACCUGGUGGUCGAGGAAGGGGUAGAGGCCAAGGCAACUGGAACAUGGGGCCUCCUGGUGGAUUACAGGAGUUCAAUUUUAUUGUCCCUACUGGCAAAACUGGAUUAAUCAUCGGAAAAGGUGGUGAAACUAUUAAAAGUAUAAGCCAACAGUCUGGUGCUAGAAUAGAACUUCAGAGAAAUCCUCCACCAAAUGCUGAUCCAAACAUGAAGAUGUUUACUAUCCGUGGAACACCCCAGCAAAUAGAUUAUGCACGACAACUUAUAGAAGAAAAAAUUGGAGGUCCAGUGAAUCCAUUGGGUCCACCCGUUCCCCAUGGUCCCCAUGGUGUUGUUCCUGGCCCGCAUGGACCUCCUGGGCCACCAGGUCCUGGUGCUCCCAUGGGACCAUAUAAUCCAGCUCCUUAUAACCCAGGCCCUCCUGGUCCUGCACCUCAUGGUCCUCCAGCUCCAUAUGCUCCACAGGGAUGGGGAAAUGCUUAUCCACACUGGCAGCCACCAAACCCACCAGACCCAGGUAAGCCAGGAACAGAUCCCAAUUCAGCAGCGUGGGCAGCUUAUUAUGCUCAUUACUAUCAGCAGCAAGCACAGCCACCACCUGCAGCACCACCUGGUGGACCAGCUACAACCCAAACUAAUGGACAAGGAGAUCAGCCAAACCCAGCACCAGCAGGGCAGGUUGACUAUACCAAGGCCUGGGAGGAGUACUACAAAAAAAUGGGUCAAGCUGUUCCUGCCCCUGCGGGGGCUCCUCCGGGCGGUCAGCCAGAUUACAGCGCGGCGUGGGCUGAGUACUACAGGCAGCAGGCAGCGUACUACGCUCAGACAAGUCCACAGGGAAUGCCACAGCAUCCUCCAGCACCACAGUGCCUUCCCAGACCUUCCACCUUAGGUUCUGCUGCAAAAAAGCAUCAGUGCUGAAGAUGCUGCAAGCACCAAAUCAUAGCUCAUAGAAUCAGGUCCUGAGAUAGUUACUACCAGUAAAGAGGAAUCCUUUGAGUGUAUGCCAUUGGUGAGCCGAUGAGCAUGGACCAUAGAAGGGCUCCAUGUAGAAGGUAAAAUUGGCAAAAGCAUAACAGAUUUGAAAUGUAUCCCAUACAUAAUGAUAUAGGGUAUAAUUUUUGUUUUGAUCACUUCUCAUUCUUUAAAGUAUUCUUUGUUUGACCAUAAAUGUUCCAUAAUCUGUUAAGUUUUUUAAACUGUGAUUUAAUAAUAUAAACCAUCUGUUUUACUUUAUAUUCUUCUAAACAGUCAAGCUAAUUUUUGAACUGAAUUAAUAGUUGUGCUUCAGUUUCUCAAGCCACUUAGUAUUUCAUCUGUAGCUUAACAUGUAACUUCAUUUUUGACAUGAGAAGAGUGUAGAUGUGUACCAUUUGGAUUUUGAUACUGUGGAUUUAGUGUGGGGGUGAGUCAUUUGUUCACUUCCUUUUUACAUGGUACUUUUUCCUUCAACGGUUACUCCUAAAAUAUCUUGAACAGUCUUUCAGUUGUUAAUUAAGCCUAUUGAAGGAGAUAGGGAAGAAAAAGCCAGUGUAUUGGGAUAGUUGCUAAUGUUUGGAAGGUGAGAUGUUCUUGUGUGUAGCAUUUGAGGUGCAUUGGCUUCUAGCUUUCUCACUGCAGGGCUUACAGGAAUGCUGGUUUGUGCAGAGCAUAGUGUUUCUUCUUCAAUUCUUUCUCCAAACUCAGAGUUCCUGGGACAACAGUAGAUUAUUGGAGUUACCUGUGUAGCCAAAAGGAUAACUGGACUUCCUUAGAAAUGCUGUGAACUUGUCCAAAAGGUGUCUUGAAAUGUUUCCUGCUUACCCCACCCUCACUGCUUAGUGUCCUACAAUGAAUGUGAAGAGUAAGAAAAGUUGUAAAAGUAAGCAUAAUGUUCCAAGUAGGAAAAGCAUUUUCAUAUCACUUUCUGCAGCCUAUAGGUUAUUAGGACAUGAAAUGAAAUACCAGGUGGAUACUCUUUAGUGUAGCUGAGGUAUGAGUCAUCUGUUUUGCUUGUCCAGGCAGACAGGAUCACGAUUCACUUGCACAGCCUAUCUUGAAGUAUUUCAUCUUUUUGCUAGUGGUAUUUUAUUGAAUGGUAGAAACUGUUUCUCCCCUGUUCUUUUCCAGAGUAAUUCUUAAGUUUUCCAUUGCAUGCUAAAAGCUUUUCCAUUUUGCUUUUUUACUGGAAGUGGGGGGAGGAAGGGAGGACUGGGCUUUUCAGAAAGCAUACAAUUGACAGGAUUCCCUCUGCCCUAGUAAUAGCAUAUGAAACUCUUGUGUAUGCACAAAUAUUUCUCUUGCGUGCAUGUGAAAUGCCUUUUCGUCCUGAGAAAAGUGUUCUCUGCAGAAACUACCCGUGUGUAAACAGAAGAUUGGCUUUAAAAGGCAACUGUGAUGGGAACAGUGUCUUAGGGAGAUGCAGCUUGGACUUGAGGUAAAUUGAAUGCUUUACAAAAAUGUGGUUUUGAGCUUGCAUUGACACUGUAUGUAAUAUGGGUACACAUUAACUGUAUAAUGGUUUUUGUAUGGUUUUUCUCAAUAAAUGUAAACUGACAAAUAAUAAUAGCAAUGUUUUUGUCUUUUUUAUGCUCCUGUCCCUGCCUUUGCUAAAGGAUGCUCUCUUUAGCUUCAGAGCAAAAAUAUUGUAGCAACCUGUACUUCUGUGAAUGAACACCACCCACAAAAAAUGAAGUAAAAUUGUGGUUAUUAGGGUAAAUUCAAAACACCAUGCAGCUCCUUAACCAUUUCUUAAUGAGGCUGGAGAGUGACUUGCUGCAGGUAACUGUACAGAGAAAGCAGAUUCAGUCACAGGAAAAUUCAUUUUAGAAAUUACCACAUCAAUUUAAUUUCUUGCGGUUUACUUUGCCUUUAUGUCAAGGCCUAUACACAAGGACUUAAAAAUGUGGCUUUUUUUUGUCAAGUUACUCCUCUAGAAGCUUAAUCUGAAUGGUUCAGAUGGAUGUUAGCAGAGUGACAUGAAUGUUGAUGUCAGGAGGUCUUAAAAUAGUACAAUAGCCUUAAGAAAACAAUAUUUAGAGAUGUGGCAAUAAACUUACUGUGUUAAGAUUGAGAAAAUGGGCACUUUAUAUUCUUCUUAAAGCUUGUUUUUUACCAGCUUUAAAUAUGAGUUAAUCAUAGGUGUCACCACCUGCUUCGGUGUUCUUUAAUCAAUAAAAAAAUCACAAGUUUUACAAGCAAGUGUUGUACUACUACAAACCUAAAGGAGAUAGGUUUUUAUUUGAGAUUGUUAGCUGCAUAGGUUGAUCAGAGCAAAACAUUUGCAAUGCAAGCGCAUUUUAAAGCAUAAGUUAUUCUGGAAACAAUGGUGAGCAGUUAUGUCUUCUUUUAUUCUUUAAAAAUUGUACACUUUGGUUUUUGAAAAUCAUGAAUAAGUAUUUCCUUUUCCAGUAGAGUGCCUUUGGCAUAAAGUAAAAUAGCUUAAAAUAUUCAGUGCUCAUGCAAGAUACACCACUUGAGAUACACUACUACACAUGUUUCCAGAUUGUGUAUUCAGCUUUAUUCUGUUACACAAGAGUUGGUCUUCACAUGCUGGAGCACUGUGAUAAUUCAGCUUUUUCCUUCAGUUGAUCUUUCAUACAAUGAUUUUUUAAUCUUAGCCUUUGAUACUGGUUUUUGAGUAGGGAAUUCUCACAAUGUGAAAGGUAUAUUCUUAUCUGAUGCAGGAAUGACAAAUUAAUGCACAUCAUUGCUUUCUUUAGUUGGCCCCAUCAGAGAAAGAGAUGAUGCAGUAAGAGAGUUGAGGGGAAGAAAGAUUCCAGCUAAAGUAGAGCAUUAGUAGUCAUCAGCUAGAAAACAGAAAAAGAAGAGACA
Ficedula albicollis (Collared flycatcher) is the source of this 4917-nucleotide messenger RNA. It is a transcript of the gene FUBP1, whose product is annotated as far upstream element binding protein 1. Gene Ontology annotation, molecular function: mRNA binding. The coding region runs from base 52 to 2025 and encodes 657 amino acids. Gene Ontology annotation, cellular component: cytoplasm; nucleus. Gene Ontology annotation, biological process: regulation of DNA-templated transcription. The transcript has 21 exons. Lineage: Eukaryota; Metazoa; Chordata; Aves; Passeriformes; Muscicapidae. The record is from RefSeq and is a predicted model, not a curated record.